This is a messenger RNA of Harmonia axyridis, 1306 nucleotides long. RefSeq names its product SPARC (gene SPARC). The record is from RefSeq and is a predicted model, not a curated record. The transcript has 7 exons. NCBI's taxonomy places the organism in Eukaryota, Metazoa, Arthropoda, Insecta, Coleoptera, Coccinellidae. Gene Ontology annotation, biological process: anatomical structure development. Bases 181 to 1041 code for a protein of 286 amino acids. Gene Ontology annotation, molecular function: extracellular matrix binding; protein binding; collagen binding.
UGAUGCCCUAAAAGCGAUAGCUGCAUCGGCAUAUGUGUCGAAUUGGAAGGAGUGUGAUGUGAUGCUGCUACUACUGCUCUGCCUACUCUUCAAACAUUCAAGUAGUAGAGUUUUGACUUCUUAACUGUUAAGGUUGGUGCGUGUUAAAAAGCGACACCGCUGGUUUUUCUGCCAGUCAAAAUGAAGUUAUAUUGGAUAUCAUUCAUAUUCCUGUUGGUUUGUCUAGUCAAUGAUAUAUCUGCAGAUAAACCAAAAAAACAUAAGAAAUACAGGAAACCACAUAAGGUAGCUCCCGAGGCAAUUACCAAACUCAAGUCUGACGAGAAGAAAAUUGCUAGUUCAGAAAAUGCUGAAGUACCGCCAGAAGUUGACAGAAAUAUCAUGGAUCCAUGCCUGAAAGUACACUGUGGCGCUGGAAGAAUCUGCCAGUUAGACGAAGUAGGAGAACCUCAAUGCGUCUGCAUCCCUUCUUGUCCAGAGGAAAGCGACUCAAGAAGAAAGGUCUGCUCCAACCACAAUGAGACUUGGUCAUCUGACUGCGCAGUCUAUCAGCAAAGAUGCUUGUGUCAAACAGGCAAAGAUAGUUGCAAAGGUCCAAAUUACAAGCACGUCCAUAUUGACUAUUAUGGCGAAUGCAGAGAAAUGCCUGAGUGUACAAAAGAGGAGAUGGUAGAUUUUCCACGUCGUAUGAGGGAUUGGCUUUUCAACAUAAUGAGAGAUCUUGCUGACCGUGACGAACUGACCUCUCAUUAUCUGGAGAUGGAACGUGAAGCAGAAUCCAACAUGACUAGAAGAUGGAGUAAUGCGGCAAUUUGGAAAUUCUGCGAAUUGGACGGAAACCCACCAGAUAGAUCUGUGUCAAUCCACGAACUUUUCCCCAUAAGGGCUCCACUGAUGGCUCUCGAAUAUUGCAUAGCUCCUUUCUUGAAAUCUUGCGAUGCAGAUGAUAAUCACAGGAUCACAUUGAAAGAAUGGGCUAAAUGUUUGGAGCUAGAUGAGGACGAAAUUGAAGAUAGAUGUGAAAAAAUUACAGAAGAAUAAAAUACACAUACCUGAUAUACCCAUGUAUUCCUUUUAGUUUCCUUUCAUUUUAUUUUGAAUUUUAUUCCUGCAGAAUUCAGUGGUGCUAUGAAAUAAUGUGAGAGAAUAACAAUAAUUAAUACUUAAAAUUAAUUAAGAAUUGAAUAACACUGCCUUAUAUCGAAUCAUAGAUUUUAUCGAUGAAGUACUUUUAUUUUGUAUAAAUGUAUUAUAGAGUGCCUUAUAUACUUAACUGUAUAGAUUCAACAAUAUAUCCUACAUAUUA